GAUGUCUGGCCUCUCCUACUUCCGGUUCAUCGGUCCGCUGCAGCGGCCGAGACGGCUCCUGGUCCAGAUGGUGCCAACGAGGUGCGCCGAGCUCCGGGGAGCGGCAGUGAGACCCAGCCCGCAGAGGACUUGCUUCUCUGGGGUCGCUGUUUGGGAGAAUCCUCUCACCCUCCCUGUGACCCGAGCUGUUUUUACUGUCGGGACUUCAGCCCGCCCCUUUCCAGCGUAAACACCCGGUCUUGCCGCGCCCACCACCGGUCUGGCCUGAGGGGCAGCCGCCGCUAUCCGCCCUGCCUUUUCUGAGCCGCGGUCCCCAAGCUCCAGGGUGGCCUGAGCCUGGCAGAGACCCGCUGGCCUGCGUAGAAGUGGAGCCACUAGCUGGCCGCGACAAAUUGAGUUUCUGGCUGGGCCUGAACGCUGCAACCAAGUUCCCUCGAACCAGGACAUUUACAGAUGACAAGUAAGUUCUUUUGUUACUAAGCCUUCAGCAAUUAUGGCAAUACCCUGGAAGAAAGCCCUUUUGAUACUUCUAACAUCCCAAGCACUGUCCUUAGUGAAUAGCAUUGAGGAGGAGGAAGUACCUGAAGAAUGGAUUCUCUUGCAUGUGGUUCAGGGUCAGAUUGGAGCUGGAAAUUAUAGUUAUUUGCGACUAAAUCAUGAAGGGAAAAUAGUUCUUCAAAUGAAAAGUUUAAAAGGUGAUGCAGAUUUGUAUGUAUCUGAUACCACCCUUCACCCAAGUUUUGAUGAAUAUGAAUUACAGUCAGUAACUUGUGGCCAGGAUGUUGUUUUUGUGCCAGGACACUUCCAGCGCCCUGUGGGAAUAGGUAUCUAUGGACAUCCAUCUCACCUUGAAAGUGAAUUUGAAAUGAAAGUAUAUUAUGAUAGAACAGUUGUAGAAUAUCCAUUUGGUGAAGCAACUUAUGCCACAGAUGGUAAAGCAACAAGCCAAAAGCAGCCUUAUACACCAGAAGAUACAUCUCAAGAUGAAGAAUCCAUUGUUUGGACAAUAAUAAUUGGCAUUUUGAAACUAAUACUUGAGGUUCUUUUUUAAUAUCAUUGGAUGGACACACACUGGAUUACAGUACCCAUAACCUGUGAAGUGGAUUUGUGGUUUGCUGUGAAUAUUGCUACUUUUUAUAUGUUUCAGGAAAUAGGGUUCAGGGUUCCUUUUCUAUGGUGGGUGGGUGGGAAAAAAAGCCAUAUUUAGUUUUGUAUUGUAAUUCCCCCUAAAAUAAGAGCAGCAAGCACAAGAUUUGUAGUUUCUUUAAAGAAGAAUUCAUAUAAAUGGAGAAUGUACAAUAAAAAAUGCUUAGAAUUGAUUUAACUUGUCAGGCGACUGAUUAAGUAUGACAGUAAAAUUUAAUUCAGAUUGGAGUAUAGGUUUUAUAUGAAAAUUACAAAAAUAUUAAAAUUUAACUUUCUAAUAUUUUACGCCAUUUAAAGCAAACUAAAAAUUUAAAGCAAACUAAAUAAAGCAAAAUAAAUAUGGACUAUUAUAAGUUUUAAAGUGUAAAUUUUAAAGAAUAGUGAAGAUUAUCCAUUUUUAAAUGGAGAAUAGUGGUGUCUAUUUGUGAAAAAAAAAUCACAUUUUAGCCUACACUGCCCAAGAAAUCAUGGUACUACCCACAUAUUUUGCAGCAUAGUUUCCAGGCAGUUGACAAAAGAGAAGCAUUAACAACAUUAACUUGGACUGAAACCAAAAAUACAUUUGACUUCAGUAUACAGAUUCCAGACUUUCUCAGGAACCACAGAGGAAAAUAUCAAGGUUCAGCUGUGGUGACUAAGAGUUAUCACUUAGGAUUAUUCUGUACAGCAAUUAAAACAGUGCUGAGACUUUAUGGAAUCACAAUUUUAGAACUGGAAGAUGACUGAGAAAGUUUUUUAAGCUCUUCUAGGAAGCCCAGAUCCUAAAGGUUAGUUAAUUUAAGGCCAUCCCUAAAGAGCCCAAGUCUUCAUCCAUUUCCCAUACAUCAGCUGUUUUAAUUAAAAAUAAUCUCAUGUCAUAUAUGCUUUGAAAGUUGAUCACUAAGAUUUAUUUAGUCUAAUACUUGCAGUUUCCCCAAUUAAUGUAUCCUGUUUUAGAUAUUUGCCUAUGACUCUAGACUACUGUUUGAAUGUAGUUACAAAAUACUUGUUAAACUAUUAAAUUGUACAUUUAUAACUAAAUUCAAGUAAUAGUCUGUAGGUAAAUAUCUAAAAUAGCAGGGAAAAAUGAGGGAAACCAUUAAGUUUUAGGGCUCUAAAUGUGAUCAAAUUUCUAAAAAUUAAGUUUUUAAACAUUCUUUUCAUUGAAUUUUCAGAAAUAAAAUGACUAUAUAUUAUGUAGAAUAAGUUAUAGAUUAAGUUAAAAUUAGGCUUAAAGAGCAAGUUAGCUAUAACUUUCUGGAAAUAAGUCAACUUGUAGAACUUAAGUACAUAGUUAAAAAUUGAAAAAUGUUUUAUUGACAACAAUACGAGAAAGUAUGGUUCACACAAAGUGGUAAAUUAAUUGGCACCAAAAUGUUCACAAUGUAAAUAAUAGUAUCAGGGUAAAUAUUGUAAUUUUAUCCCUCCUUGCUGGUUUUUCCCCUUCUGCCCCCUCUCCUGGGUGUGGGGGGAGCUCUCUGACAACAAUCACAAAUCCAGCGACCUAGGAGAAAAAUCGUUAAUUAAUAUACAAAGAAUUUUAGGUGUAAUAACAUCUAAUUAAAAUAGCUUUAAAAUCUUUCUCAUAUCAAAUCAUAAAUAAUUGUCCUUGACACAACAAAGGAGAAAAUGUCAGUAAGCAGAAAAAUGUGAAGCUGCCUUAAAGAAAAAAAAAACUCAUGACGUUCAAAAUAACAUGAGUUUCUAUAGAGCAGAAUUUAAUACAACAAAUUAUGCAAAUAGUUGAAUUACUGAUAUCAAAAAAGUGCUACAUUGUUGCACGGACCCAAAAGAUGUGUUUUAAACACUUUCAGAAAACUUCAUCCUUAUAAUGAAGCUCAGAAAAUAAAAAUCCUGGAAGAAUAAGGCUUUUGAUUGAAUUUCACUAAAGUACUAAUUCAACUCUUGUGGAUUACUAAUGUACCUGUCUCCAUGUUAUUCUCUGAAGUGCUUGGUUACUCUAUUUUUGUAGCACUUUAACACAUCAAAUAUGUAAUUACAACAUAUGAAUGUGCUACAUUCUAUACUUUAUAUAUUGACUCACUACAUUACUUGAAAUAAUAUACAAGUUGCUAGCUCUUUAAUGUAAUUUCUGGACAUCCUGUAGACAUAUUUUACACAGAAGUUUUUGGAAAAUUAACUAUGCAAAAAAGUCACAAAAUUAUAUAAGCCUAAAAUACAUAAUCAUGUAUGAAUUUGUUUUGAUUUGCCUCAAAUUAACAAAGCAAAAGGUAUAUUAUUUAAUUUUUUUGUCUACCUUAACACCAUUUGGAGCUACUAUGCUGCUUCAAAAAGGUAUCCAAAUUAUAUAAACAUGUUUGAACUUAAAACUGUACUGUUAGUAUGAAGCUAAAGCAUUAAAUUAUACAAAGUGAAAGCUUAUAAAAAUAAAAUUUACAAGAUUUUGAAACCAAUAAUCUUACUUUGGCAAUUUUAGAUUGGCAUUUUUGAAUAACAUUUUAUUGCUUCAAAUCUACAUUUCAGAAUAGAUGUCUAGAAUGGUUUUAGUAUAACAUUUCUUAUUUUUUCUGGUUAUUUUUCAGUUAUGUUAGUGGAAAUUUGGCCAAAUAUACAAUUUAAAUGGAAUUGCCUAAAACAUUCCAUGAUAAUAAAUAAUAUAAAACUUGUGUAAUAA
Messenger RNA from Monodelphis domestica (gray short-tailed opossum), 3760 nucleotides. It is a transcript of the gene C2H6orf120, whose product is annotated as chromosome 2 C6orf120 homolog. The record is from RefSeq and is a predicted model, not a curated record. Lineage: Eukaryota; Metazoa; Chordata; Mammalia; Didelphimorphia; Didelphidae.